AUGUUUGGCUUGCAUUGCAGAAACUAUGAUGAAAACCAAAGGAAACGGGCCGCGCGCCAAAUCAGAGACCUGAUGGGUGCCGAACAGUUCCAGCGCUUCUUCGAUAAUGUCAAUCAGCGUACGAAUCUAUUGAUACAAGGUCCCGAUACGUAUGACCGUCUUGGUGGAAUUUACAUCCUGGAUGCGUUGGUCGAUUUUGACGGCAUAGAACCAGCCUUGAAGUACACCCGCUUCCAGAACUACAUUGGCAGCAUCCUGCGUGGCCGCGAUAUCAACUCUAUGCAGCCGGCCGCUGUCGUCCUUGGAAAACUAUGCAAGCCAGGCGGUUCCUUGAUUUCCGAACUGGUCGAUUCCGAAGUUCAAACAGCGCUUGAGUGGCUACAGUCUGACCGAAUCGAGGAACGGCGGUACUCGGCAGUCUUGGUGCUUCGCGAGCUGGCCAGAAACACGCCUACGUUGAUGUAUAACUAUGUGGGCUACGUCUUUGAACAGAUUUGGAUUGGCCUUCGUGACUCCCGUCUCUUGAUUCGCGAGACUGCCAGCGAGACCGUUAGCGCCUGUUUCAAAAUCAUUCGUGAGCGAGACCAGGAGCUGAAGAAGGACUGGAUGGACAAGAUGCUCAACGAGGCGAUCAAGGGGCUCAAGAUCAACACGGUUGAGUUUAUCCAUGCCUCGCUUCUUGUGCUCAAGGAGCUGCUUGAACAGGGUGGCAUGUACAUGCAGGCUCACUACCAAGAGGCCUGUGAGAUUGUCUUCCGCCACAAAGACGCGCGCGAUCCCGCCAUCCGCAAGACGGUUGUGCUUUUGAUCCCGGACCUGGCCAACUAUGCACCGACAGAGUUCUCGGCGAGCUAUUUGCACAUGUUUAUGGUGUAUCUUGGGGGCAUGCUGAAGAAGGACAAGGACCGCAACGACGCCUUUCUUGCCAUUGGCAACAUCGCCAAUUCGGUCAAGAGCGCAAUCACACCCUAUUUAGACGGCGUUCUCAUCCAUAUUCGCGAGGGUCUCAGUGUACAGUCCCGGAAACGAAGCUCGGUCGAUCCUGUUUUUGACUGCAUCAGUCGAUUGGCCGUCGCCGUGGGUCAGACAAUGAGCAAGUAUAUGGAGGCGCUUCUUGAUCCCAUCUUCGCCUGCGAGCUCACGCCAAAACUGACACAGGCCCUUGUCGAUAUGGCGUUCUACAUCCCCCCAGUCAAAGCCACCAUUCAAGAGCGCCUGUUGGACAUGCUGAGCAAAGUUCUCUGCGGCGAACCCUUCAGACCUCUGGGUGCACCCCAUCCAAACUCGCUCGCUUCCAUACCUCAUAUUCCCAAAGACCCAAAGGACCCCCUUGCUCACCAGCGGACAAAGGAUGAAGUCAAGUUGGCCCUCAACACGCUCGGCAGCUUUGAUUUUCAAGGCCAUGUCUUGAACGAAUUCGUCCGCGACGUCGCUAUCAAAUACGUCGAAGAUGAUGACCCAGAAACACGUGAGGCUGCUGCCCUCACCUGCUGCCAGCUCUAUGUGCGUGACCCAAUCGUCAACCAGACAAGCUAUCAUGCCCUCCAAGUGGUCGCCGAUGUCAUCGAGAGACUCCUGACUGUGGGUGUUUCGGAUCCCGAACCCAAAAUACGGCAGACGUUGCUAGCAGCCCUUGACGAGCGAUUUGACCAGCAUCUCGCCAAGGCUGAGAAUAUACGCACCUUGUUCUUCGCGCUCCACGAUGAACAGUUUGCCGUCAGGGAGGUGGCCGUGUCCAUCAUAGGCCGGUUGGCUCGCCACAAUCCCGCCUAUGUUAUCCCCCAGCUGCGAAAAACCAUCAUUCAGAUGUUGACAGAGCUUGAAUACACAGAUGUGGCUCGGAGCAAGGAGGAAAGCUCGAGAUUACUCAGUCUUCUCACACGGCACGCUCAGGAGCUGGUCAAACCAUACGUCAACUCCAUCACCCAAGUGUUGCUGCCAAAAGCUCGCGACCCGAUCCCGUCCGUUGCUGCGACUGUCCUCCAAGCACUCGGGGAACUGUGCACCGUUGGUGGAGAAGAGAUGCUAAACUACAAGAAGGAUCUCAUGCCCAUCAUCAUUGACGCAUUGCAGGAUCAAAGCGCACCAGUUAAACGGGAGGCAGCCCUGCAUACCCUCGGUCAGCUGGCCAGUAACACAGGCUAUGUCAUCAAACCCUACCUCGAGUAUCCCCAACUUCUUGAGAUCCUGCAGUCCAUCAUCCGGGGCGAGCCUCAGCGCGGGCUUUUACGACAGGAAACCAUCAAGGUGAUGGGCAUCCUGGGAGCACUCGAUCCCUACAAAUAUCAGGUACAGCGCAACUGUUCUUUUGUUCCCCUUCGCCACGCCCAUUUCAGCGCAUUGUCCUCUGCUACUCCAACCAUGGAAGACUCGGAUGAUUCGGACGAUGAGAACGACAACGUCGCCCUCUUUCUCGGACCGUACUCCCCUCCUGAAGUGGUUGAAAAGCAGAAGCGCAAAGUAACGUCGAAAAACAAGGCUAAAACUCCAGAACAGCAGGUCGAAGAUCGCGCGCCGCGCACACAGAAGCAAACCGAAGCAACCCAACUCACUGAUGUGUCCCUCAUGAUGGGCGGACUAACCCCUUCACAGGAGGACUACUACCCAACCGUUGUUAUUAAUGCCCUUCUCCAGAUCCUCAAAGACCAGUCGUUGGUGCAGUGGCACGGAAACGUGGUGGAUGCCAUCAUGAGCAUCUUCAUCACGCUUGGGCUCAAGUGUGUCCAGUUCCUCGACCGUGUGGUGCCUGCCUUUAUCGCCGUGAUCCGCGCCUCGAGCCAAACGCGACUCGACUUCUAUUUCAACCACCUUAGUAGGCUUGUUGGAAUUGUCCGUCAGCAUAUCAGGGUCUACCUCCCGGACAUCAUCGAGGUUCUCCAGGAGUAUUGGGACACGACAUAUUCGCUCCAGACCACCAUCAUGUCGUUGAUCGAGUCCAUUGCACGCUCCCUAGAGGGCGAGUUCAAGGUCUACCUUGCCAGUCUCCUCCCGAUGAUGCUCGGCUUGCUGGAAAAGGACACCACCACCAAGCGGCAACCGACCGAAAAGAUCUUUCAUGCUUUCCUAGUGUUCGGCUCAAGCGCCGAGGAGUAUAUGCACCUCAUCAUCCCCGUGUUGGUACGUCUCUUCGACAACUCGGCCCAACCCAUGUUUCUGCGCAAGUCUGCCAUUGAAACGAUUGGCAAGCUCUCGAGCAUGGUGAAUCUCAACGACUAUGCGUCCAAAAUCAUCCACCCCCUCACCCGGGUCCUUGCCAGCCACGAACCAAGUCUAAGAGUGGCUGCCCUCGACACGCUAUGUGCCCUCAUGUUGCAGCUGGGGCGUGAUUAUUUGCACUUUGAACACACCGUCCACAAAACCAUCUCAACAUACGGCCUCCAACACUCCAACUAUGACAAGGCCGUCGAAAAGCUCAAGAAAGGGGAAACAUUACCGCCUAACCUCGCGCCGCGCUUCGAGGACAAUGCAGUCGAGCUUCAUGCCUCUGAAAACAGCCCGCCCAAGAAGUUGGAUCUCAACCCCAUGCAUUUACGGCAAGCCUGGGAAACCAAGGGUAAGUCUACUAAAGACGACUGGCACGAGUGGUUCCGCAAGUUUAGCACGACGUUACUUUCUGAGUCCCCGAAUCACUCACUCCGAGCUUGCGCCAGUUUGGCAAGCACUUAUCAGCCACUGGCAAGGGAGCUCUUCAACUCUGCCUUCGUCUCAUGCUGGAGCGAGCUGUACGAACAAUUUCAGGUAGGCCAAGAACUGAGUUGCCGCGAUCCCCCGGCAAGUUUACUAAUGCUCGUGCAGGAGGAACUGAUCACCAACAUCGAAAACACAAUCAAAUCCGAGAAUGUGCCUCCUGAUCUUCUGGGCCUUUUGCUGAACCUUGCCGAGUUCAUGGAACAUGAUGACAAGGCCCUACCAAUCGACAUUCGAACCUUGGGACGUGAGGCGGCAAGAUGUCACGCCUAUGCCAAAGCGCUGCAUUACAAAGAACUCGAGUUUCUUCAGGACCACAACAGUCACGCGGUCGAAGCCCUGAUUGUGAUUAACAAUCAGUUGCAGCAGUCCGAUGCCGCCAUUGGUAUCUUGACUAAGGUGAAGGCGUACAAGGACGGGAUCACGCUGCGGGAAAGCUGGUUCGAGAAGCUGGAACGCUGGGAUGAGGCGCUUAACUUUUACUGCCAACGCGAACGCGAGCUUCCGCCUGACCAGCCCACACCGGUCGACAUUGUCAUGGGCAAGAUGCGUUGCUACCAUGCGCUGGGUGAGUGGGAUUCGCUAGCCUCGCUGGCUGGCAAGACAUGGUCAAACUCGGCACCAGAGGUUCAACGCAUGAUCGCAGGCCUUGCCACCACGGCUGCCUGGGGGCUCGGGAAAUGGGACUCUAUGGAUAACUACCUGCAGUCUAUGAAACGAUUCUCACCAGAUCGCGCCUUCUUCGGCGCCAUCUUAGCCCUCCACCGCAAUCAGUUCCGAGAAGCCCUGGGCUGCAUCGACCAAGCUCGAGAAGGUCUCGAUACAGAGCUGAGCGCCCUCGUGAGCGAAUCCUACAACAGGGCAUACCAAGUUGUUGUGCGCGUUCAGAUGCUUGCAGAGUUGGAAGAAUUGAUCAUCUACAAGCAGUGCGAUGCUGAAAAGCAAGCCAGUUUGCGGGCAACAUGGGAGACUCGUCUCAAGGGGUGCCAGCGAAACGUUGAGGUAUGGCAGCGCAUGCUGCGACUCCGGUCGCUCGUGCUCACGCCACCAGAGAACAUGCACAUGUGGACUAAGUUCGCCAACUUGUGCCGCAAGUCUGGACGGAUGGGUUUGGCGGAGAAGUCACUGAGACAGCUUAUCGGGUCGGAUGUGCCGCUGGACACAGUGAUCCCUCACUGGCACGACCGCCCCAUGGACCCCGAUGCCGAGAGACUUGCGUCUCCGGUUCUGUAUGCAGUACUCAAGUACCAGUGGGAGGUCGGUUUGCAGCCGGCGAUGCGAAACACUGACCGAACCAUCGCCGAGAGAACGCUGUACUGCCUUCGCAAGUUCACUGACGAGACGGCCCACAGGGUAGAGAGCGCAAGACACCAAAUAGCCGCUUCCACCCAGGCCGGUAACGGUGCAAUUGACGGCUUACAUCAGGCCUCUACCUUUUCCGAGUUCGACGAGGCGGCAUUACUCAGCCCGGAUGUGCAGCGUCACUGGACAGAACAAACGGUGCUGCUUGCCAAGUGCUACCUCCGCCAGGGCGAUUGGAUGAUUGCCCUGAACAAGGACGAUUGGCAAUACACACGGCGCAAAGACAUCCUCUCCUGCUACUACAAGGCCACCUAUUAUCAUCGCCACUGGUACAAGGCCUGGCAUGCCUGGGCCUUGGCCAACUUCGAAGUGGUGCAGGCCCUUGGAUCUCGCAAGGACCUAGACAGCGGCGUCAUCAUCCAGUAUGCCGUGCCUGCUGUGCAUGGUUUUUUCGAGUCUAUUUCGCUCUCUUCGGGAAGCUCUCUGCAAGACACGCUGCGUUUGCUCACACUCUGGCUUACAUAUGGUGGCAACCCCGAUGUCGCCAGUACUGUGACAGAGGGCUUCAGUCGUGUCAGCGUUGAUACCUGGCUUGAGGUCAUUCCACAGUUGAUCGCUCGCAUUACCCAACCUAACAAGAAGGUUCAGGCGUCGAUCCAUGCUCUGUUGUCUGAUGUCGGUCGUGCGCACCCCCAGGCGUUAGUCUACCCCUUGACGGUUGCCAUGAAGUCGCGACAAAGCACGCGCAGGUCCAAGACCGCCAGCCUCAUUAUGGAGACAAUCCGUCAGCACAGUAAUAAGCUGGUCGAGCAGGCAGAGACGGUGAGCCGCGAGCUUAUUAGGACCGCGGUCCUCUGGCACGAGCUAUGGCAUGAGGGUCUGGAGGAGGCUUCCCGGCUCUACUUUGGCGAUCACAAUAUCAAGGGAAUGUUUGAUGCCCUCGAGCCCCUUCACGACCUGCUCGAAAAGGGCCCUCAAACCCUCCGGGAGGUUUCAUUUACACAGACGUUCGGCCGUGAUCUGGGUGAGGCUCGCGAGUGGUGCCGGCAAUAUCGCGAAACAGAGGACGUCAAUGACCUGAACCAAGCCUGGGACUUGUACUACCAGGUUUUCCGUCGUAUCAGCCGACAGCUUCCACAGAUGACCACACUGGAGCUGACCUACUGCUCUCCGGACCUGCUCCAGGCCAGGGACCUGGAGCUCGCGGUGCCGGGAACGUAUCGCAGUGGCCAAGAGGUUGUCCGAAUCAUGUCUUUUGACGGCACCUUUACGGUCAUCAGCAGCAAGCAACGUCCGCGAAAACUUGACAUUGUUGGAAGUGACGGUAAGACGUACACUUUCUUGCUCAAAGGUCAUGAGGACAUCAGGCAGGAUGAGCGUGUCAUGCAGCUCUUCGGCCUCUGCAACACGCUCUUGGCCAACGACUCGGAAUGCUACAAGCGCCAUCUCAACAUCCAACGUUACCCGGCUAUUCCGCUGUCGCAGAAUUCGGGUCUUCUCGGCUGGGUCCCAGACAGCGACACGAUCCACCAGCUUAUCCGUGAUUAUCGGGAGUCAAGAAAGAUUCUCCUUAACAUCGAGCAUCGGAUCAUGCUUCAGAUGGCGCCCGACUACGAUAACCUCACACUCAUGCAGAAGGUGGAAGUGUUUGGGUAUGCCCUUGAUAACACAACGGGUCAGGAUCUGUACCGGGUCUUAUGGCUGAAGAGCAAGAGCUCCGAAGCCUGGUUAGACAGGCGAACUAAUUACACGCGUUCCCUCGGCGUCAUGUCGAUGGUCGGGUACAUCCUGGGCUUGGGCGACCGUCAUCCGAGCAACCUGAUGCUGGACCGCAUCACGGGCAAGAUCAUUCACAUUGACUUUGGCGACUGCUUUGAGGUGGCGAUGAAGCGUGAGAAGUACCCGGAGCGGGUGCCUUUUAGGCUUACCCGCAUGCUUACUUAUGCCAUGGAGGUUAGCAACAUCGAGGGCAGCUUCCGGAUUACAUGCGAACACGUGAUGAGAGUCUUGCGUGACAAUAAGGAGAGCGUUAUGGCCGUUCUCGAGGCUUUCAUUCACGACCCGCUACUCACGUGGCGUCUUACCAACCCGGCCAGUCCCGCUGGACCACAUUUCAAUUCGGAGAGAGAGCAAGCUAUUGCCGGGCCCCAGGCAGCACGGGUGCGUCGGCCUUCCAUACUGGAGGCUCCGAUGGCCCCGACUGAGUUCCUGGCAGCUCAAGCUGGUCCCGAAGGCUUGACCGGGGCGCGUAGCCGUGCGCGUACAAACUCAUCCGCCGCGCCGCUCCCAAGCAUAACCAAUGACGGUGUCCAUGGCCCCAUCGAGAUUGCGGAGGUGCAAAAUGCGCGGGCUGUCGAAGUGCUUGACCGGGUCUCCCAGAAACUCACGGGUCGUGAUUUCAAGCCGAACGAAGAGCUUCUUGUUAAAGAUCAGGUUAAUAAGCUGAUCAUUGAGGCUACCAAGCUUGAGAAUCUCUGCCAGCACUAUAUAGGGUGGUGCAGCUUUUGGUGA
Podospora anserina S mat+ is the source of this 7500-nucleotide messenger RNA. RefSeq lists its product as uncharacterized. NCBI's taxonomy places the organism in Eukaryota, Fungi, Ascomycota, Sordariomycetes, Sordariales, Podosporaceae. Gene Ontology annotation, molecular function: protein serine/threonine kinase activity; protein-containing complex binding; protein binding. Gene Ontology annotation, biological process: TOR signaling; negative regulation of macroautophagy; protein phosphorylation. The transcript is spliced from 3 exons. Bases 1 to 7500 code for a protein of 2499 amino acids. Gene Ontology annotation, cellular component: nucleus; TORC2 complex; TORC1 complex. The record is from RefSeq and is a predicted model, not a curated record.